Messenger RNA from Rotaria sp. Silwood2, 1509 nucleotides. The record is from the annotation of a GenBank genome assembly. NCBI's taxonomy places the organism in Eukaryota, Metazoa, Rotifera, Eurotatoria, Philodinida, Philodinidae.
AUGAAAUCUUUAUGUAGCGAUCGUCUUAUUUUCUCUUUCAAUAUCUUGACUUAUUUAUUUCUAUUGACUCGGUGUAAUAUUAUUGGCGGAUCUGAGUCUUGUUUGUUACCCAAUGUUUCCUAUACAAUUUGUUUAUCUUCUGAUACAAAUAUUGUAGUUACAUCGAAAUCAUUUACAAGAACUGAUUUAAUUAAUGAAUGUCAUCAAGAUUUUAUUGAAAAAUUUCUUAAUAAAUCUUGUCACAAUUCAUCAUUACCAUCUACUAGACGUGUAACUCUGACCACAGCUGAAAGUUAUGGUUAUGGGCUUUUAGCUGUAUUUACCAUAUCAAUUUUAUCAAUUGGCGGUUUACUCACUUUUCCCAUUCUUUAUAGUGUAUCUUUUAAGUAUGUGCUUAAUUUAUUUACUGCUCUGGCUGUUGGAACACUUUUUGGUGAUACAAUGUUUCAUUUAAUUCCUUUCGCACUUGGUCUUCAUAAUCAUCGUCAAUAUGAUGAACAUGCACAUUCAUUGUUUUCCGUACCUGAUUAUGUAUGGAAGAUGUUAGUGAGUGUAUCAGUUCUCUAUGUUUUUUAUUUAUUGGAAUUUUUUCUUCACUCAUGUGCACAUUCUGGACAUGAGCAUACUCAUGUAUUUAUCGAUAAUCAUACAAUGCCUCAUCAUGAACAUUCACAUGUGAAUGUAGAAAUUUGUGAAUUUACCCCAAUGAAUGCUGAUGUUGACUUAGAAAAUCGUCAUCAAUCACAUACAUAUAGGAAUGAUAAUUGUGAUCAACAUGAGUCAAAUGAAACCAAUACAAAAGUUAUAGCAAAUCAAAUAAAUGAUGAUAAUGAUGAUAAUAAUAACAACAAUCAUUCCGUAUGUUUUCCUUGUACUCGUUUACAUGGAAAAUUACCAAACUCAUUAUUUUCACAUGUUUUAAAAAAAUAUUCAUCAAAAACUACUCGACAUACACCAGUUUCUGUUGUUGUUACUGGUUUAAAAGAGAACAACGAAUUGAAGAAUACCAAUCCAUUUAUUCAAAAAUUUAAAAAAAUUGAUUCAACUGGUUGGAUGGUAUUGAUUGGUGAUGGUAUUCAUAAUUUUGCUGAUGGUCUUGCUAUGGGUGCAGCAUUUAGUCAAGAUCUUCUUUUAGGUGUAACAACAACAUUUGCUAUUGCUUUACAUGAAUUACCACAUGAAUUUGGUGAUUAUGCUAUUUUGAUUCAAUCUGGUUUUUCACAUUCUCGAGCUAUUUUAUGGAAUUUUCUUUCUGCAAUGACUGCUUUUAUUGGUUUUUUUGUUGGCAUAACAUUAUCAAGUAAUGAUCAUAUUCGUCAAUGGAUAUUUGCAGUUACUAUUGGCAUGUUUAUCUAUAUUGCACUUGUUGAUCUUUUACCAGCUUUAUUAUCUCACAAUCAAACUGAUUUAAAACGUUUUAUACUUGUUAAUAUUGGAAUUUUAGUUGGUAUUGCAAUUAUGUUUAUAUUAGCUUUAUUUGAAGAUACUUUAAUUCGAUCAUCAGCAUAG